Gilbertella persicaria is the source of this 465-nucleotide messenger RNA. RefSeq lists its product as uncharacterized. Lineage: Eukaryota; Fungi; Mucoromycota; Mucoromycetes; Mucorales; Choanephoraceae. The record is from RefSeq and is a predicted model, not a curated record. The transcript has a single exon. The annotation marks the transcript as partial.
AAAAAUGUCAGAUACUCGCCCUGCGUCUAUCCCUGACCUCUCAGCUCAUGCUCAACAGAUCAUGCAGCAAUUCUUCAAAUACCAUCACUUGGUAAACUGUGCCUCUUGUGCUGAACUUGGCACACUUGGCUACAUUGCUAACAAUGUAUCGACACCUGCACUCCCUGUGUUUCAAUGCGCAAAGUGCAAAAAUCAUACCUCUUUUUCAGCUGUUGAAAAGGAGAUUCAACAAGCCAUUGAUGCCUCUACACGUGGUGCCACAGCAUCAAUCAGCAAAAUCAACACCGCCUCUCACCAGGCCAAAAAGCGAAGCAGAGUCGCAAGUGAUGCCAGCAAUGGCUCACAAAAAGGCACACCAAUUGCCACUCCAGUAAAGAGUGGUCAAAUCAUCAACAGAAACAGCAACAACAACAACAGCAACAACACCAUUCACAGUGCAAUUAACGACAAGGAAAUUGCACUUUU